This is a messenger RNA of Camarhynchus parvulus, 1658 nucleotides long. It is a transcript of the gene PPOX, whose product is annotated as protoporphyrinogen oxidase. Gene Ontology annotation, molecular function: protoporphyrinogen oxidase activity, oxygen as acceptor. Lineage: Eukaryota; Metazoa; Chordata; Aves; Passeriformes; Thraupidae. Gene Ontology annotation, biological process: heme biosynthetic process. The record is from RefSeq and is a predicted model, not a curated record. Gene Ontology annotation, cellular component: mitochondrial inner membrane.
CAUCAAUGCGCUGCUCCUUCCCAUUGGUCCGCCUGCCCUCAGCCCCGCCCCUUCCCCUGAUAAGCGGCGGGAAGGGGCGUGGCCAGAGCGGCGGACUCGGGACAGCUCCCCUCAUGCCGGCCACCGUGGCCGUCGUGGGCGGCGGCAUCAGCGGCCUGGCCGCCUGCUACCACCUGGUGCGAGCCCCCCGCCCGCCCAAGGUGGUGCUGCUGGAGGCCAGUGGCCGCUUCGGGGGGUGGCUGCAGAGCACCCGGAGCCCCGAGGGCGCCGUGUUCGAGCACGGCCCGAGGGGCGUCCGGCCCGCGGGGCCCGCGGGGGCCCAGACCCUGCACAUGGUGUCGGAGCUGGGGCUGGCCGGUGACAUCCUGGCUGUCCCCAGGGAGCACCCGGCGGCGCGGAACCGAUUCCUGUACCUGGGGGGGGCCCUGCACCCCCUGCCCUCGGGCCUCAGGGGCUUGCUCCGGGCUGUGCCCCCGUUCUCUCGGGCCCUGCUCUGGAGCGCUCUGCGGGAUCUCCUGACCCCGGCGGGCGCGGGGCCGGACGAGAGCGCCCACGGCUUCGCCCAGCGCCGCUUCGGGCCCGAGGUGGCCGAGCUGGCUGUGGAUUCCCUGUGCCGGGGGGUGUUUGCCGGGGACAGCCGGGCCCUGAGCGUGCGCAGCUGCUUCCCUGCCCUGUUCCAGGCCGAGAGACAGAGGGGCUCCGUGCUGCUGGGGCUGGCACUGCCACACGGUGGCGGCGGGGCGGGCCCCGAGGCGGGGCUGGCGCGGCGGGCGCGGCCCGAACGCUGGAGCCAGUGGUCGCUGCGGGACGGGAUGGAGUCCCUGGCGCGCGCCUUGGUGGCCUUCGUGUCCCCGCGCGGGGCCGAGCUGCGCUGCCACUCGCCCCUGACGCACCUGUGCCACCGCCGCGGCCGCUGGCAGCUCACCGUGCCCGGUGCCACCCUCACGGCCGAUCACGUUGUCAGCGCCCUCCCGGCCUCAGCCCUGGCGCUGGCGCUGCGCGAGGCGGAGCCGCUGGCGCGGGAGCUCCGCGCGAUCCCGGCCGCCUCCGUGGCCGUGGUCAACCUGCAGUACGAGGGCGCCGCGCUGCCCGUCACGGGCUUUGGGCACCUGGUGCCGUCCUCGGAGGACCCGGCGCUCCUGGGCAUCGUCUACGACUCGGUGGCGUUCCCGGAGCACGACGGGACCCCCGCGACCCCCGGGGGGACCUCGCUGCGCCUCACGGUGAUGCUGGGCGGGGCCUGGUUCCAGCAGAGCUUUGGGGACCCCGCCCUGGUGGCCCCGGAGCUGCUGCUGAGCCGGGCACGGGCGGCCGUGAGCGACCACCUGGGGCUGGCCGGGACCCCCAGAAACGCCAUCGUCAGGGUGCAGCAGGACUGCAUCCCCCAGUACACGCUGGGACACUGGGAGCGCUUAGAGCGCAUCCAGCGGUUCCUGAAGGAGCAGCAGCUGCCCCUGAGCCUGAUCGGCGCCUCCUACUCCGGGGUCUCCGUCAACGACUGCAUCGCCAGCGCCAGGGCGGCCGUGGGGAAGAUUUUGGGGUCCCCCCCCGAGCCCUGACCCCCCCCCUGCAGUCCUGGGGUCCCCCCGUGGCCACCAGCGUAGGACAAAAUGAUUUAUUUUUUUUUUUAAUUGAAAAAAACCGUUUAGAAAGGUCCA